CUUUCGAAAGCCCGCGCACGCACGUCGGUCGUCCCGUACGUGUGCCCGUCUAUCUAUCCUCCUCGACUCCGUCGUGUCUCUUCAACUCCGUCGUGUCGUGUGCAAUCGUUGCAUGCGGCGAACGCUAUACAUGGUGCUCCGAGAGUGUCCGGGAGCAGAGAGCAUCGAUCAAUGGCGGGGUUUGGUCUGGUCUGGUCUGGUCCCAUCCCAGCAGGGUCGCUAAUGCGCGCUCGCUGCUGCUUCUCUCUCUGCAGGAGCAGGACCUCGAUCGGCCGAGAUGGCGACGCCGAACGGGCUUGCGCGGAUCGAGACGACCGGGAAGAAGAAGCAGGACAACGGCGUGUGGUACGACGACAGCUCGGCGCCGGUGCGCGCGCAGACCAUCGACGAGCUGCACUCGCUGCAGCGGAAGCGGUCGGCGCCCAGCACGCCCAAGCGGUCGGCGCCCACCACGCCCAUCAAGGGCGGUGCCCACUCGCCCUUCGCCGUCGCGAUCUCCGAGGAGGAGCGCCACACGCAGCAGAUGCAGUCCAUCAGUGCGUCGUUGGCGUCUCUGACGCGUGAAACCGGGCCGAAAGUGGUCAAGGGCGACCCGGCCGCGAAGGGCGAGGCCGCCGCGCAGGGCGCGCCAUCGACGCCGAGGGCGCACCAGCAGCACCGCCACCCCGCCGCCCCCGCCAUCGCCGUCAGCGACAGCUCCCUCAAGUUCACUCAUGUGCUCAACAACCUCUCGCCUGCUGAGCUGUACGAGCAGGCCAUCAAGUACGAGAAGGGGUCGUUCAUCACGUCCACCGGCGCGCUGGCGACGCUGUCCGGUGCCAAGACCGGGCGGUCUCCCAGGGACAAGCGCGUCGUCAAGGACGAGGUCACCGCGCAGGACCUGUGGUGGGGCAAGGGCUCGCCCAACAUCGAGAUGGACGAGAAGACGUUCCUGAUCAACAGGGAGAGGGCCGUCGACUACCUCAACUCCCUGGAGAAGGUGUUCGUCAACGACCAGUACCUCAACUGGGACCCCGAGAACCGGAUCAAGGUCCGCAUCAUCUCCGCCAGGGCGUACCACUCCCUCUUCAUGCACAACAUGUGCAUCCGCCCCACAGACGAGGAGCUGGAGGACUUCGGCACGCCGGACUUCACCAUCUACAACGCAGGGCAGUUCCCCUGCAACCGCUACACCCACUACAUGACGUCGUCCACGAGCAUAGACCUCAACCUCGCCAGGAGGGAGAUGGUCAUCAUGGGCACGCAGUACGCCGGCGAGAUGAAGAAGGGGCUCUUCGGCGUCAUGCACUACCUCAUGCCCAAGCGCGGCAUCCUCUCGCUGCACUCCGGCUGCAAUAUGGGCAAGGACGGCGACGUCGCCCUCUUCUUUGGCCUCUCAGGUACCGGGAAGACGACGCUGUCGACGGAUCACAACAGGCUUCUGAUCGGCGACGACGAGCACUGCUGGAGCGACAAUGGCGUGUCCAACAUCGAGGGCGGCUGCUACGCCAAGUGCAUCGACCUGGCGCAGGAGAAAGAACCUGAUAUUUGGAACGCCAUCAAGUUUGGAACUGUGCUGGAGAACGUGGUCUUUGAUGAGCAUACUCGUGAAGUCGACUACGCCGACAACUCUGUCACCGAGAACACUCGGGCUGCCUACCCGAUCGAGUACAUCCCCAACGCCAAGAUACCAUGCGUCGGCCCGCACCCCAAGAACGUGAUCCUCCUGGCGUGCGACGCCUUCGGCGUGCUCCCGCCGGUGAGCAAGCUGAACCUGGCGCAGACCAUGUACCACUUCAUCAGCGGCUACACCGCUCUGGUCGCCGGCACGGAGGACGGCAUCAAGGAGCCGCAGGCCACCUUCUCCGCCUGCUUCGGCGCGGCCUUCAUCAUGCUCCACCCGACCAAGUACGCCGCCAUGCUCGCCGAGAAGAUGCAGAAGUACGGCGCCACCGGGUGGCUCGUCAACACCGGCUGGUCGGGUGGCAGGUACGGCGUGGGCAAGAGGAUCAGGCUUCCCUACACCAGAAAGAUCAUCGACGCCAUCCACUCCGGCGAGCUCCUCACCGCCAACUACCAGAAGACCGAGGUGUUUGGCCUGGAGAUCCCCACUGAGAUCAACGGCGUGCCGUCGGAAAUCCUCGACCCGAUCAACACCUGGACGGACAAGGCCGCGUACAAGGAGAAUCUCCUGAGGCUCGGCGGGCUCUUCAAGAAGAACUUCGAGGUGUUCGCCAGCUACAAGAUCGGGGACGACAGCAGCCUGACUGACGAGAUCCUCGCCGCAGGCCCCAACUUCUGAACUAAAGCAAUGGAUCCGGAUGAAUAAAACGAUGGCGUGCGUGCGUGGGUGCGUGUGAAGAUGAUUACGACGACGACGACGAAAAAAAAGGUGUUGGAUCGAUGAGCCAACAUAGUAAUAGAUUAGCUGGGUAUUGUCAUGGGUGCGUCUGGUGUUGUUAUCUAUAAGGCUGUCUGCCUGUCUCAAGCAGCUAUCAUAUUCUAUUUCAAAUUCUAUUCUGUAAGCGUGUAGUUCAAAACAAUGCUUUACACAAC
Messenger RNA from Zea mays, 2535 nucleotides. RefSeq names its product phosphoenolpyruvate carboxykinase. The transcript has 10 exons. Gene Ontology annotation, molecular function: ATP binding; phosphoenolpyruvate carboxykinase (ATP) activity. Gene Ontology annotation, cellular component: cytosol. Bases 278 to 2281 code for a protein of 667 amino acids. NCBI's taxonomy places the organism in Eukaryota, Viridiplantae, Streptophyta, Magnoliopsida, Poales, Poaceae. The record is from RefSeq and is marked validated. Gene Ontology annotation, biological process: gluconeogenesis.